Messenger RNA from Cynoglossus semilaevis (tongue sole), 2736 nucleotides. RefSeq names its product transmembrane protein 263-A. The record is from RefSeq and is a predicted model, not a curated record. NCBI's taxonomy places the organism in Eukaryota, Metazoa, Chordata, Actinopteri, Pleuronectiformes, Cynoglossidae.
CUGACGUCUUGCGGCCGAGUCCCGUCACGACAGCGUGCCCCCUGUAAACAACACGACGUCACUUCCGCUCUAAUAUUGACAGAGGCACAACAAGAGAAGCAGAAGAGAAAAACGUCCGAGCAUCGGACACAGCGACGGGAUGAAGGUCCUGACUCUCCAGCAGGGGGCGGGGGAGGGGGAGGAGAGCGGCUGGUCGCCUGUGGACACCAAUAACCAAGAGAGCCUCGAGGACAGAGAACAGGAGGACUGUCCUGAGGAAGAACACGUGGAUGAGACGGACAAAGACCAUCCCAGGCCAGAAGGUGGCGUCAUGUGGCGAAUGGGUGGCGGCCUGUUUAGCAUGACACGAAACGUUGUCGGUGCAACGCUCGGGGGUGUCGCAUGGGUAGGAACCAAAAGUUUUGAGCUGACCAAGACAGCUGUGACCAGUGUCCCAACAGCUGGCGUCGGACUGGUCAAAGGCAGCGUCUCCAUGGUAACAGGAGGCGUCGGCGCAGUGGGAUCUGCCGUGGCAAGUAAAGUAACGCCGAGAAAAAAGGACAAAGCGGACUGAAGUGUGGGUGAAGGUCAUGUGUGAAUGUUGGCGUGUGCAGAGGUGGAAUGGAGCGAGAGGUGAACCGGUACCGAUUUGUUUUUUGUGGCGAUGUGAUGCUAAAUGGGACUCGUCCAGACUGAUCUUUGUGGAUUCUCUUCAGUUGACAGCGUAUACAACAGUGAUUCUGAUAAGUGGUCAUGAAAACAUUUCCCACAAACAUUAGACUAACUUACUUGUCCAAAUAUUAUUCGUAAAACUAAUAGCAUGUUUAGCAUUAGCCCUCAGCAGGCUGCUAACGUAGCAUGACACAACUUGGAACAGCUCAGGUAACGCUAUGUUUUCUGUUAGCCUCUUCAAACUGGGCAUGCUCAGCUCACUGUGGCUCCCCCCACCUUUAACUCCAGUUAGUGCAGCUAACGAGCUUCCCUGGUCUACUGCAAAGUACUUCAAGGCUAAAGACGUGUUAGCGUCAUCCCCUGUUCUCCGACAUGGAACACAAGCACGAAACGAUUGGCCACAAAAAUCAGACCAUGUCCAAUCACUGUCUGAUCGUUUGGUGCGUCUCCAGUUUAAAUAUAGUUUGUGUUGUUUACGUCGUUUAACUUCUAAUCUUCAUCUGUGAGAGCUGUGGACAGAAACCAACAACAACUGUCCACGGUCACGUCCACAGUCACGUCCACAGUCAGUAGUCUUCACUUAGUGCUGCACGUAUGUAGCGGUGAACGAGGGGGAGGAGUCAAACUGACCUGCCUGCUGCACAUCAACGAUAUUAUCAUUUUCAUGUGAGCUUUUACUUCACAUCCUACAUUUCAAAACGUCACAGCUCCUCCAUGUUGUAUUUCUCAAAACUGUCCACUAGUUCCUGUGACAUUUCCAGACUGACAGAAGUAGAAGUAGUAGUUCUGGACCCGUGCUCGUGCCCGUAGUGCUGGGUCGCUCUGCUCAACAAGUCACAUUCCUCCUGAGUCCACAAACACAACCGCAAACGUUUGAGACUUUUCACAGAACUGGUUCAGUCAGUUAAUAAUGCCUCUGUGCCAGAGCACAGCUGAUAAACAGUUCUGGUUCUUGGUUAAAAAAUAAAGACAAAUUCAAAUACAAAGUUAGCAUCGUAACACAUGACGGCUCCGUGUUAAUCAAAGUGUUUUAGAAAUUUAGACAUGUUGCUUGGAUGCACAAGUCACCAGUAUGAGGCGCUGUAGCUCAGGUUUUCACUUCGACUUUCUUGGAAACCUUUGUGCUGUUAUUAUUUUCUGGCUCCUCCUCAGGAGUACAGAACGUUUGUUCUUGGCCAAAUGUGUGUUCACGUGUGAAUGAGUUGACAAAGAAAAAAAAAAAAAAAAUUGAACUACUGCUGAAUGAACAAGGCACAAGGAGAAAACAGGAAACAAACUUCACCGAGAUGUUUAGGAAAUUAAAACUGUUAACUCACCAACAGAUUGUCAAUGGGGGGGGUUGGGGGGGGGGGGGCUCAGGGCACAGGAAUCAGGUUCCAAGAUCAGAGAAGAAAGGAAACAAACAAAACGAGAACGAGCAAUUAAGAGUGGAGACCCAGACCAGAUCGGGUCAGACCCGGUUUGGUCAGACCCGGCUGGGCAGGAACAGAGAGGGUUAGGGUCAGCAGUGAGCCACAGAAGUACAGAGCGAGGGCGAGAGGUCAGACACCCAGGUGACCAGGUGAGAGCAGUGAGACUGACGACCAGAGAAGCUCAGCUGAGGGUGAUGUCACUGAUUGUCCUGAGUGUCCAUGACUCACCUUCUUCUGGAGAGAACUGGGGUUUUUUUUCACCAGUUCUGGUUCUUUAUUUCACCCCUUGAAUUUCCCGCCCGUGCUCUGAGACUCAUGUUACUAUGAACCAAACUGUGCAUCAGUGCAGGGUUUUUAUAACCAGGUGUAGAAGAGGGAACGUUACGACGUGAACGUACUUGAUGUGAAUCUCUGUGAUUUCAUUGUUGCUGUGAAUCUUUAUUUUGAUAAAAAGCGGAGAACUCCUCCGGCUGCUGCAUGUUCCAUGACAGUGUUUGACACAUAUGUAAAUGAAAAAGGCUGUUAAUGUCAUUUAUUUAUACCUUCACACCCCCCACCUCCCCUCCCCCCCUCCGUCCCUCCUGUGUUGGAUUCCUUUCAGAUGGAGCAAAUUUAUGUAACAGAGACCUAUUUUUGCAAAGACUGUAAAAAUAAAUAAAAAUUCAAAAACGUG